UUCCAAAAAGGCUAGCACCACUGUGUGGCUGCGGCUUUAAUCCAUCACCACUACAGUCAGCCUAAAGGCAUCUUAUUACACGGGAGAUGCCAAAGUUCAUUGCUUGCGGAGAUGCUAUAUAAACGGAGAGGGUGCCUGCUUGGUUGACUGUCCACAUUUCUGCAGUUUCCGUACAAAAUAGGUGGGAGUUGCAGCUUCGCCAGCUGAGCACCUACACGGGAGCCCAUGCAAGCCGAUGAUUCAACGCAAGCACAAGCUAGAAAUAUAAGUUUCUCAGAGGCAGAGGAAUUGAAUUGUAAAGUCUGCUCACGGUAGACACACUACAUGGUUUGCACAGCUUAAGAUAAAUCACGUCAAACAGCAACUGAAGCUUUCGCCUUUAUCACUGGGUUUACUAUUGGGCAAUAGACAGAUUGUGGACACCAGGAAGACUGUAAACCACCAAAAAUGGGGCUUCGGUGGCACGUUUUAGCUUGCUUUGUGACCACUGUUUUGGUGGAACAAACCCAUGGGGGGGUUCUUAAGAAGAUUAUUCGGCAGAAGAGAGAUAUCUCACAGCUAAAAGAAGAGAAUGUCACAUUUCCACUUGGAACGCAGCCCAUCAACUUCAACCACGUCUACAACAUCAACGUCCCCCUGAGCUCCCUGUGUUCGGUCGACCUGGAGUCUCCCGAUGGCAUCGCCAGGCCCAGCGAGGGUCCCAGCGACCAACACAUAGAGCACACGGCCGACGGCGAGAAUCAGAUCGUCUUCACCCACCGCAUCAACAUUCCGCGCCAAGCCUGUGGCUGUUCGGCAGGGCCCGAUAUCCAUGACCUGCUCAACCGGCUGGAGGCACUGGAAGGCCACGUGUCACUGCUGCGGGAACAGUGUGCCAGCGGGGGAUGCUGCGGAAAUGGAGCUCAGCAAGGAAAGGGUCGUGUUGAUGUGAAACCUUUCUGUGGAUCAAAUGGAAACUCUAGCACUGGCACCUGUGGCUGCCUGUGUAAGCCAGGGUGGAAAGGGGAAAAUUGCACAGAACCCGACUGCCCAGCAAACUGCAAUGACAGAGGCCAGUGUGUUGACGGCAGGUGUGUGUGUGAAGCCGGCUACACAGGCGACGACUGUGGCUUUGAGGACCUGUGCCUUAACGACUGCAGCGACCAAGGCCGGUGCAUAAACGGUGUGUGUCAUUGCUUUGAGGGUUACACAGGAGAAGACUGUAGCCACGAGGUGUGCAGAGUUGACUGUGGGGAACAUGGCAUUUGCCAGAAAGGAGUUUGUGUGUGUGAUGAAGGCUACGCGGGCGAGGACUGCACGGCCAAGCUUUGCCCCAACAACUGCAGUGGCCAAGGCACCUGUGUCGAUGGGAAGUGCGUCUGCGAUGAAGGCCUGAUUGGGGAAGACUGCAAGGAUCUGGCCUGUCUCAACCACUGCUUUGACCGCGGUCAAUGUGUGGACGGGGAGUGCAUCUGCGACGAAGGGUUCGCCGACUUUGACUGUUCCGAAAUCAUUUGCCCCAAAGACUGCUACGACCGCGGACGGUGCAUCCAGGGCGUGUGCUACUGUGACGAUGGCUUCUCUGGUGAAGACUGUGGGGGGGUCACCUGCCUGAACAACUGCAGCAACAAUGGUGUUUGCAUCAACGGCCAGUGCGUGUGCAAUGAAGGCUACACGGGUGGGGACUGCAACGAGUGGUCCUGCCCUAACAACUGCAAUGGUCGCGGCGCCUGUGUGGACGGGGAGUGCGUGUGCAAGGAAGGUUUCACCGGGGAAGAUUGCGGGGAACUGGCGUGUCCGAACCACUGCAACAGCCGCGGCCACUGCGUCGGCGGCCUCUGCGUCUGCAGCGAAGGCUUCACCGGGGAAGAUUGUGGGCAACUGGCCUGUCCCGGAGACUGCAACCGCCGCGGCCUCUGCAUCGACGGACAGUGCGCCUGUGAUCACGGCUUCACGGGCGACGAUUGCAGCGAGCUCUCUUGCCCCAACCACUGCAAGGGCCGCGGCCGCUGUGUGAGCGGCCAGUGCGUGUGCGAGGAAGGCUACACCGGGGAGGACUGCGGCCAGCUCGCUUGCCCCAACCACUGCUACGACCGCGGCCAGUGUGUCAACGGGCAGUGCGAGUGCGAGGAAGGAUUCUCCGGGGAAGACUGCGGGCAACUGGCCUGCCCCAACCACUGCAACAACCGCGGCCUCUGUGUCAACGGGCAGUGCGUGUGUGACCACGGCUUCAUCGGCGAGGACUGUAGCGAGCUGUCCUGCCCAAACAGCUGCAACAACCACGGCCAAUGUGUCAAUGGUCGCUGCGUCUGCGAUGCCGAUUACAGGGGAGUGGACUGCGGUGAACUGGCCUGUCCCAAUAACUGCAAUGACCGAGGCCACUGUGUUGAUGGCCAGUGCAUCUGCAACGAAGGCUACAUCAAUGAAGACUGCUCAGCUGUUUCACCUCCCAAAAACCUGAAGGUAACCGAAGUGGGUCCUCAAACAGUGGACCUGGAGUGGCAGAACGAGGUUAGAGUCAAUGAGUACCUCAUCACCUAUGCCCCCACAUCUCCCGGGGGUCUGCAGCUGGAAAUGCGAGUGCCCGGUGAACGGCUGUCGUCCACCAUCAAGGAGCUGGAACCAGGGAUUGAAUAUGUAAUCAACGUUUAUGCUAUCCUGAACAACGAGAGAAGCAUCCCUGUCAGUGCCAGGGUAGCAACAUAUCUGCCCACACCAGAUGGUUUGAGGUUCAAGUCUAUCCGUGAGACCUCCGUCGAGGUGGAGUGGGAUCCUGUUGUCAUUACCUUCGAUGGCUGGGACAUCAUUUUCAAACCCCCUAAAGAAGACAAUGACCAGAUUUUGAACAGCCUGAAGCAGCCACAACUCUCAUUUGUGCAAACCGGCCUGGCUCCAGGAGAGGAAUAUGAGGUCAACCUCCAUAUCGUGAAGAACGGUACCCGUGGGCCGGCAGCAAAACAGAAACUGACAACAAUGAUUGAUGCGCCAAGCCAAGUGGACGUGAACAAGGUCACCGAUACCACUGCCCACAUCACCUGGCUCAACCCAGCUGCACAGAUUGAGGGCAUCAGCCUGUUCUACGGGACUCCAGGCAGCGAGAAGGCAGCCGUCAACCUUCCUGACACCGAGACCACCUACUCCAUCGCCGAGCUGCACCCUGACACUGAGUAUGAAGUGUCGCUGGUUUCCAGGCGUGGACCUAUGAGAAGUGUUCCUGCUGGCAGUACCUUCACAACAGACCUUGAUGCUCCGAAACAUCUCCGAAACAUAUCUCAGACAGAGGACAGCAUCACCCUGGAGUGGGAGAACACCAAAGCUGCUGCCAGAGAAUACAAGGUGAAGUUUUCACCCCUGGCAGGAGGUGUGCACAUGGAAACCACUGUCCAGAGAAGUACCGAACCAACCACCAUGGUUAAGAUUUUUGAUCUGCUGCCAGGUACAGAAUAUGGUUUUGGAGUUAGUGCCAUUAAAGACAACAGAGAGAGUGCCCCCUCUACCAUUAAUGUGGCGACAGAUCUGGACAGUCCAAAAGACCUGAGAGUGACCCAUAAAACAGAGGACACAAUCACGGUGGAGUGGAAACGGCCACUGGCAGCGAUUGACCGGUAUUUCAUCAUCUACGUCACGGGAAGCGGUGCGAUGAACGAGGUGGUAGUGCCCGCUGAUGCCGUGUCCUACAUCCUGACCGGACUCAAACCUGCGGCUGAGUACAACAUCAUUCUGAUAGCACUGCGAGGUAACCUGAAGAGCAUUGGCUCCACCACCAGCGCCUCCACAGGCCCUCGGCUGCUGCAAGGUCUUAGAUUUUCUGAGGUAACUCCCACAAGUAUCUCGGUGGCUUGGGAAGCUCCCUUAGCUCCCGUUGACAUGUUUGUUGUGAAUUAUAACCCUAAAACACAUGGAGAAACACAGCAGGUCAUUGUGAAAGGAGACCAGAAUGCAGUCGCCCUCACUGAUCUGAAGCCUGGCACUGAGUAUGUGGUGACGCUUAUGGCUCUUCAAGGCACAGCAAGAACUGAGCCCUUGGUCGGAUCAGUUACUACAGCGAUAUCCACAGAGGAGGCUGUCACACCUCAGCCGUACGGAAGGACCACCGUCCCUGUCUCCAUGAUAAUAGAAGCUUCUGUGCCAGAGUUUUCUGGGAGUGGCGAUGGUCAAGUGACUAACCUAACUGUUUCUAAAGUGACCUCGGAUGCUAUCGAGCUUUCCUGGAUGGCAGAAAGAGGAUCCUAUGACUAUUUUAUCAUAAAGUAUAGGAGUGAGCUUGGAGCCGAGGAUGAGACAGAGUUCUCCCUGCCUGGUGAUGUGUUAACUUCUGAACUGAAAGGUCUCUCGCCUUCCACUCCUUAUAAAAUAACUCUCUCCGGGAUAUCUGGUGGUCAUCUCUCAGAGCCGCUGAGUAUUAUAGCUGCCACAGCUGACUUAUUCAACGCACUCGGUGACCAAAUAAAUCAUACAACAGCCCACACUUCUCGGCUACACAAAGAUGGAGGUUUUAACCUCGGGCCCACAGUUGAUUCAGAGAAAGGGGUGUUGCAUAGUAGACUGGGAAACCUUACGGUGAUAAACACUACCUCCGAAAGUGUUAAGCUUUCCUGGACUUUGCAAAAUGGAUCUUUUGAUGCCUUUCUGAUAGUGGCCACAGAUUACACUGGGUUGUAUGGACCAUUGGAAAUGUCCCUUAAUGGUGACAUUCGUAGCACGGAGGUAACUGGUCUCUUGGAUAGCACACUGUAUAAGGUAUAUUUAUACGGAUUUGUGGGCCAUUGGCGUUCAGAUUCUUUGAACACAGAAGCCACGACAGAAUCCCUUGACAACAGCACUGCUCACUCUCCAAGCACAGAAAUCGCUAAACCAGAGAAUUUUGCAGUAACAAAUGUGACUUCCACCAGCUUCCAGCUAUCAUGGGCAGCCCAGAGCGGAGCUUUUGAUAGUUUUCUUUUAACAAUAAAGGAUGUAAACGGAGUGGGCAGGCCUUUGAGGAUUUCCCACCAGGCUGAUCAACAUACAGCUGAUGUAACAGGGCUGGUACCUGAUACUGAUUACAAGAUUGAUCUGUACGGAAUUGUUCAAGGCCAGCUUUCAAAGCCACUGACAGAGAUUACAAGAACAGAAUCUGAACUUGACAACUUAGCAGUAUCAGACGUUACCUCAGGCAGCUUCAGACUUUCGUGGACAGCAGAGGGACGUUUUGAAAACUUUGUUAUAGAAGUUACGGACUCUGAUGGUUUAUUCAAACCACUAACAUUCACACUGCCAGGUGACCAGCAUUCCAUGGACAUCCCAGAUCUGCCUGCUGCUACUGACUAUGAGAUUUCCAUCUAUGGGAUAAUCCAUGGUCAACCAACAAAGCCACUGCACACGGAAGCUCACACAGCAACGCAACCCGAAAUUAGCAACCUAAUGAUUUCCAAUCUUACCUCAGAUGGUUUCACAGUCUCUUGGACAGCAAAGGGCACAUUUGAAAGCUUUGUAGUAGACAUCACAGAUCCUAACAGGAUCUUUGAAACCUCGGAGCAUUCUGUCUCAGGGACUCUUCGCUCUAUUGACAUCUCAAACCUCUCAGCCAACACUGAUUAUGUCAUUUACCUCACUGGCCUUUAUCAAGGACAGCAUUUGCAAACGUUUAGUGCAUUUGCUACAACAGAAGCAGAACCUGAAGUCAGCAACCUAGUGGUUUCAGACAUUACCUCAAACAGCUUCAGCCUCUCCUGGACGGGAAACGAUGAGGCAUUUGAAAGCUUUGUCGUAGAACUGAUAGAUUCUGACCGGUUCUCAGAGCCACUGGAGUACACGGUACCAGGCACUGUGCGAUCCACUGACUUCAACAAUCUCAUAUCUGGCACCAACUAUGUGAUUUAUUUAUAUGGUGUUGCCAAUGGGCGACGUACAAACCCGGUGACGACUGUUGCAUUGACAGAAGAAGAACCAGAACUGAGCAACUUAGUUGUUUCAGAUAUUACCUCAGAAGGCUUCACAUUUUCUUGGACAGCAGAAGAUGGGGCAUUUGAAUAUUUUAUCAUAGACAUUAGAGAUUCUGAAAGCUCGCUUGACCCAAUACAGCAAGUUUUAUCAGGGAAAACACGGACUACUGACGUCUCAGGGUUAAUAGAAGGCUCUGGAUACCAAAUUAAUGUCACUGGUGUAACGCAAGGCUGGCACACGCAACCUCUUACUGCUGCCACUGCUACAGAGGAAAAACCAAAAAUGGAAAACCUAGUGGUUUCAAACGUUAACUCUUAUGGAUUCAAAAUCACUUGGAAUGCCACGGACGGGUCUUAUGACGGUUUUAAUAUAAUGGUUAGAGAUUCUGGGAGGUUGUUGGAACCAGUGGAGCACAGAGUGUCAGGCGAUCAUCGUUCCAUUAACAUCACAGGCCUGAUCACCGGAAUUGGUUAUGAUAUUAAUGUCUAUGGUGUAGCAAGGGGGAAGAACUCUAAACCUCUCUUUGCUCAGACUACUACAGAGGCAGAACCUGAAGUGGAUCACCUGACCACGUCUGAAGUUACCUCAAAUGGCUUCAAACUUUCUUGGACCACAGAUGACAAUCCCUUUGAUUACUUUAAUGUUAGAGUUAGGGAUUCCAAGAAGGAACUUCCUCCUCUGGACUACACCCUGUCAGGUGAUCUACGAACCACUGAUAUCCAAGGUCUGCAAGAUGGCACUGAGUAUGAAAUUUCCUUAGUUGGUGUCACAGAAGGACGACAAUCGCAGCCAAUAAAUACCAUUGCAAUUACAGGGGUGGGAGCUCCUAGAGGUCUGGAGUUCCUCGACAUCACUGACACCACGGUGUCCGUAAGGUGGGAUCCUCCCAGAGUGUACGUGACCAGUUUCAAGAUCAUGUAUGAACCUACUGAUGGAGGUGCAAGCACCACUGUGACGGUGGAUGGCAGCAAAUCUCAAACCUCACUGCGAAACCUGAUCCCAGCGACUCAGUACGAGAUCAAAGUCCUUUCCAUUAAAGACUUUGAGGAGAGUGAACCAACUUCGGGCAUGGUGACAACCGCCUUGGACGGUCCGUCCGAACUGAGAGUUGUGAAUGAGACGGAUUCUAAAGCCCUGCUGGCGUGGAAGCCCAGUGUGGCAGCCGUGGAUGAAUACGUCAUCACCUACAGUGCUCGUGACGGGUCACCAGUAACCAAAAGGGUUUCAGGAAAUCUGUUACGGUCGGAACUCAGCAGACUUUUACCUGGGACCCGCUACAGGGUGUUGCUCUAUGCUGUGAAAGGCUCUCUCAAAAGUGCCGUCUCCGACACCACUUUCUCCACCGCCAUUGAUUCACCCAGAGAUUUAAGAGUGAGCGAUGUUACAAUGAACGAUGCCCUCGUUUCAUGGAAGCCUCCCCAAGCUCAGAUCAGCGGCUACAUUCUGACGAUCGAGACUGAAGAUGGCAAAGUAGAAAAGCUUGAGUAUUUUGGAGCUGCAGAGAGCUCGUACACCCUGCUGGAGUUGGACCCAUCGAUGAAUUACAGAGUGAUGCUCCAAGCCUACACCGGCUCAGAACACAGCAGCAUCAUCGAGACCACCUUCAGAACAGUUGGCUUCCUGUACCCCUUUCCCAAGGAUUGCUCCCAGACCUUGCUGAAUGGCGAGACCAGUUCUGGAGUCCAAACCAUUUUCCUGAAUGGAAAUCGGUCUCAGCCGCUUCAAGUGUACUGCGAUAUGAACACAGAUGGGGGCGGAUGGAUGGUGUUCCAGAGACGGGAGAGUGGCCAGGUGAAUUUCUUCAGGAACUGGAAGAACUACACUGCUGGAUUUGGAAAUCCUUCGGGCGAGUUGUGGUUGGGCCUGGAGAACCUUCACAAGAUUACCUCCGAGGGGCGCUAUCAACUCCGCGUCGACCUCCAGGAUGAAGGGGACGCAGCCUAUGCAGUCUACGACAAAUUCUUUAUUUCGGACGCAAAAAGCCGCUACAAAUUGCACAUUGGAGCAUACAGCGGGACAGCAGGUGAUUCUCUAACCUACCACCAGGGCCGGCCAUUCUCCACAAGGGACAGAGACAAUGAUGUAGCCGUGACCAACUGUGCUCUGUCUUACAAGGGAGCCUGGUGGUACAAGAACUGCCACCGGGUCAAUCUGAAUGGGAGAUAUGGAGUUCAAAAUCACAGCCAGGGCAUCAACUGGUACCAUUGGAAGGGCCAUGAGCAUUCGAUUGCUUUUGUUGAAAUGAAGUUGAGACCACACACCUUCAGAGGCCUUCAGAGAAAGAAGAGAGCACAGCAACAGCACUAAGUCACCAAAUCAGCUGCAAACAAUAAAGGUUCAUAAUGUACAGCAACAUCAAUAAUUUGGCUCGCAUUCGAGUUAUUGGGUUACAUGAGCCUCGCUAGGAAAGCUCUCUCAUCUUACAUGGGUUUAGCUCCACUCAAUUUAAACACCAAAGAUAAUUUUGACAAUAAAUAACAUAGGUUGCUAUUGCUUUUAGGCUCAUAGCUUUAUAUCCGUUGCUCAAAGGGCAGGGGUGGGCCUUGUAUGACCAUCGUUACGCCUGCACAGACAUCAGAGUGUAUUGCCCAUGUUUCGUUCACCAUAUUGGAAAUGGUUUGCCAUGGCAACAGACCGGCCAGUUGUUCUUUAAGGUUUCAUGUACAGAGGUUUCAUGUUUAACUAUCAACUGUAUAAGCUGAACGUCUAGAUGUGGGGGGGUGGGGGGGGGGCGGAGAUUUACCUUUGAAAACACAGAGCUCCAUAUUUGUGGUCUUUUGCCGAAAGGGAGGUGUAUUUCGAGAAAGCAUCAAUUGUUUCUUGCCAUUGAUUAGCAAUUUCAGGGUGCUGUAUUUUAAAAAUCUACCAGAUGCUAAUUCUGUUUAGGAUAGAACAUCAACAAUGUAAAUACAAAAACACGAGGAGUCCUUACCAAGUUUACUAUUGGAAAUUUCACGUCCCCUUGAAUAGUGAAUCACACAAACACGUACUGAAUGCAAUUUCUAUGGGUCAUUUUCCCCUCAAAGAAAAGAAUUUCUGAUCGUUUAAAUAGUCCCCAAUACAUCUUCCAUUUAUUUAACUAGCCGGGCUAACGUCCCAAAAUAAAGGGAACAAAUGUACUUUUCAGGAAUUCUAUUAUCAAAGUAAAUGUAAAAUGUAAUGUUUUUUUGUGCUUCAAGUAUCUACAGUCAAAAUACAAAAUCAUUUCUUAUCCUUCUGAUUAUAUAAAGUCCUAACUGUGGAAAGAUAUAAUUGCUGAACCCAAGUUAUACAGUACCACUAGGACCAUGAUAUACAUUUGUAAAAUAAUGACUGUUUUUCACAGGAAUAAUUUCAAUGUAUGUUUUUGUGUACCCCUAAUUAAAAUAAAGUAAUGGUGUUUUAAUGAAUAA
Molecule: messenger RNA, 9296 nt
Organism: Leucoraja erinaceus (little skate)
Lineage: Eukaryota; Metazoa; Chordata; Chondrichthyes; Rajiformes; Rajidae
Gene: tncb
Product: tenascin Cb
Exons: 31
Coding region: 448-8211 (2587 amino acids)
Molecular function (GO): protein binding
Source: RefSeq, a predicted model, not a curated record